GGCACCGGGCCCCCACAGCCCACGCGACGUCACAGCGGCAGAGGGCGCAGGCGGCUCGGCUGGCCCGGCCGGUGGACUGUUGGGCCGUUUCGCUCGGACCUCGGCCCUGGCCCUGGCCCUGGCCCUGGCACCGCGAUGGGAACUGUUCCCUGGGGACUGAGCUUGUCAGCAUCCUUGACCUGCUGUCGUCCCUGAAGUCAGAGAAGAGACCCUGCGGACCCACACACACCCCCUGCCCUGUUUCGGGGUCGUGUUCUUGUAUCGGGUCCUCUGCCCCUAGCAGCCGUCUAGUCCGACAAAGAAACAAAGGAGCAGAGCAGAACGAUGAUAUUGGCAUCCGUGCUGGGGAGUGGUCCCCGGAGCGGGCCUCCACUCCGGCCCUUACUGGGGCCUGCACUGUCGCUCCGGGCCCGCUCCACAUCAGCCACCGAUACGCACCACGUGGAGAUGGCACGGGAGCGCUCCAAGACUGUCACCUCCUUUUACAAUCAGUCGGCCAUCGAUGUGGCAGCGGAGAAGCCCUCAGUCCGCCUCACUCCAACCAUGAUGCUCUAUUCAGGCCGCUCUCAGGACGGCAGCCACCUCCUGAAAAGUGCCCGGUAUUUGCAGCAAGAGUUGCCAGUGAGGAUCGCUCACCGCAUCAAAGGUUUUCGUAGCCUUCCUUUUAUCAUUGGCUGCAACCCCACCAUAUUACACGUGCACGAGUUGUACAUCCGUGCCUUCCAGAAGCUGACAGACUUCCCUCCGAUCAAGGACCAGGCGGAUGAGGCCCGGUACUGCCAGCUGGUGCGACAGCUGCUGGACGACCACAAGGAUGUGGUGACCCUCUUGGCUGAGGGCCUGCGUGAGAGCCGGAAGCACAUAGAGGAUGAGAAGCUUGUCCGCUACUUCUUGGACAAGACACUGACUUCAAGGCUUGGGAUCCGUAUGUUGGCCACACAUCAUCUGGCGCUGCAUGAGGACAAGCCCGACUUUGUUGGCAUCAUCUGCACUCGCCUGUCGCCAAAGAAGAUUAUUGAAAAGUGGGUGGACUUUGCCAGACGCCUGUGUGAGCACAAGUAUGGCAAUGCCCCCCGCGUCCGCAUCAAUGGACAUGUGGCUGCCCGUUUCCCCUUCAUCCCUAUGCCACUGGACUACAUCCUGCCUGAGCUCCUCAAGAAUGCCAUGAGAGCUACGAUGGAGAGUCACCUAGAUACUCCCUACAAUGUCCCAGAUGUGGUCAUUACCAUCGCCAACAAUGAUAUCGAUCUCGUCAUCAGGAUUUCAGACCGGGGCGGGGGAAUCGCUCACAAAGACCUGGAUCGGGUUAUGGACUACCACUUCACUACAGCUGAGGCCAGCACCCAGGACCCCCGGAUCAGCCCCCUUUUUGGCCACCUGGACAUGCACAGUGGUGGCCAGUCAGGGCCCAUGCACGGCUUCGGCUUUGGGCUGCCAACCUCACGGGCCUACGCAGAGUACCUCGGUGGUUCCCUUCGGCUGCAGUCCCUUCAGGGCAUUGGCACAGAUGUCUACUUGAGGCUCCGUCACAUCGAUGGCCGAGAGGAAAGCUUCCGCAUCUGACCCCACAGCCCUUGGCCUGCUUGCCUGCCUGGCCCAGGCUGCACACCCUGCCAGGACCUUCUGGGUGAGGCAGGGUACCACCCUGCUCCACAUGCUGCUGCAUCUGGGGUCUUAGGGCCCCAAAUAUAUGGAAUUACAUGGAGCCCGGUGCUGCCCCUCCUCUACAGAGGUCCGUUGCCUCCCUGCCUCCAGGCCUUGGAGGAGAGGAAGUGGGGACCCUUGAGGCCUCCAGCACCAGCUCCGUUAUUCUUGUUCCUGGGGAACCCCUACCUUGACUGCUGUUUGUUAUUAAAGUUCACAUUUUGAAUGCC
Molecule: messenger RNA, 1874 nt
Organism: Prionailurus viverrinus (fishing cat)
Lineage: Eukaryota; Metazoa; Chordata; Mammalia; Carnivora; Felidae
Gene: BCKDK
Product: branched chain keto acid dehydrogenase kinase
Exons: 12
Coding region: 325-1563 (412 amino acids)
Biological process (GO): regulation of glucose metabolic process; protein phosphorylation
Cellular component (GO): mitochondrion
Molecular function (GO): pyruvate dehydrogenase (acetyl-transferring) kinase activity
Source: RefSeq, a predicted model, not a curated record